AUGGGAGGGCAAUCUAAAACUGAUAUAUCUCCAUGGGCCCGUGCCGCUUCUGGUGCCACAGGAGCUGUUCUUGCGAACGCCUUGGUCUAUCCGCUUGAUAUUGUCAAGACGAAACUCCAGGUACAGGUCCGUCCAGACAGAGCGUGCUCAACAUCAGCCGCAGACAAUCUGCACUAUAAGUCAACAUGGGACGCAAUUUCCAAAAUCCUGGCAGAGGAAGGUAUCCAAGGACUUUACGCCGGUAUCAACGGAUCAUUAAUUGGCGUCGCAUCCACUAAUUUUGCGUACUUUUACUGGUAUACGGUUGUGAGGGCUUUGUAUGCAAAGUCGAGCAAGAAUCCCAACGCUUCUCCUUCCAUGGCAAUCGAGCUUGCUCUAGGAGCUGCUGCCGGCGCUCUUGCACAGCUUUUCACCAUCCCCGUAGCAGUUGUGACAACUCGGCAACAGACAGCCCGCGGCGACGAGCGCAAGAGUCUUUGGGCGACCGCUUGUGAAGUUGCGGAGGGUCCUGACGGCGUCUCAGGCUUGUGGCGUGGCCUCAAAGCCUCCCUGGUUCUCGUGGUGAACCCUGCAGUAACGUACGGAGCCUAUGAACACCUGAGACGGACGUUUUUUGAGGGAAAAGCAAACUUGCGGCCUCAAGAAGCCUUCUUACUUGGGGCAUUGUCAAAAGCGCUUGCCACGAUUGUAACCCAACCGCUUAUUGUUGCCAAAGUUGGACUACAGUCCAAGCCCCCCCCUGCGAGGCAAGGGAAGCCAUUCAAGAGUUUCAUAGAGGUUAUGGAGUUUAUUGUCGACCAUGAAGGCUUGAUGGGUCUCUUCAAGGGGAUCGGACCUCAAAUUUUCAAAGGGUUUCUUGUACAAGGAAUCCUCAUGAUGACCAAAGAACGCGUGGAGCUGUUGUUCGUUUUCUUCAUCCGCUAUGUUCAAUCGCUUUUGUCAAAGCGAUUGCGCAAAGCAACUCAAAAUUCGUCCCUGUCGCUGAAACGGAUUCCUCUGUAUAACAGUUCGAAGCCGCUGACAACGGCGUGA
Molecule: messenger RNA, 1032 nt
Organism: Ustilaginoidea virens
Lineage: Eukaryota; Fungi; Ascomycota; Sordariomycetes; Hypocreales; Clavicipitaceae
Exons: 4
Coding region: 1-1032 (343 amino acids)
Biological process (GO): transmembrane transport
Source: RefSeq, a predicted model, not a curated record